Solenopsis invicta (red fire ant) is the source of this 3870-nucleotide messenger RNA. RefSeq names its product transmembrane protein 268. NCBI's taxonomy places the organism in Eukaryota, Metazoa, Arthropoda, Insecta, Hymenoptera, Formicidae. The transcript is spliced from 5 exons. The record is from RefSeq and is a predicted model, not a curated record. The coding region runs from base 198 to 1592 and encodes 464 amino acids.
UCGCGUGGUCGCGCCUACCUCCCCGCGACUCCCACCGGUUCCCUCUUCUCCCACGCCGUUCCCCGCCCCCGGCCCCUGCCAUCGCCCCAGCCCCGUCGUCCCGUGCCCCGAUGUCGUAUACCUUGAUUUCGUGAUUCGUCGCGCACCUCUUCGGCUCGCGCGGGUAUGAGACAGGUAGCAGCUGCAUCGUAGCAGUCAUGAGUUCUGAGGAUACAACUGACAAUGCGAAGGCAGCUGAUUCCCCGGGUGUAGAAAAUAUGACUUCGUUUGCUGCGCAAACGACGAAAUGGGUCCAAUUUGAUGAGGAGACAGACCAUCCGAAGGAGACCACUGAUGCCGAGAGGAAAGCCGCCAACAGCAGCGCACCUGCGGUGAUAAAACCCGAAUCGGUCACCGUGCAGGUCGACAAAAUCAGCAAAAAUAUCGACCCACCUAACAUUAAUGAUACCAAUGAGUAUAGAGGUGCUGUGAUAGCAACCGAAUCCGUCCAAAUUAAUUUAGAUAGGUCAGGUUUAAAUCGUUCGAUCACGUCCGAAACGCCGGAUCUUAAAUUACCUUCUGACGUUCGUGCGUCAGAGGCGGCCAAGAGCGCCUCUUUGAAGACCAUCGAUCUACGGGACGUGUCCAACGGGAGAAAUGCGCCAAGCAACGUUAUCAGUACGUCGAUCGGAAAUAUCAGACAGGGUUUCGCCAAUGGUGAUACUAUCGUUACUCUCCUGCCAGUAAACACUAAGUGGCCAUGGAUUACUCCAGCCAGAUUCAGACCGGAAUUGGUGCCGGAGGAAUUGAUGGCACAAGGACUAACCCUUACAGUAGAAGAUUACGUUCACAUAAUGGAAUUACUUGUGAACGAUGUACGUUUCAACAUGUAUAACAUAUGCUACAAGAGGAUUCUCGUCCUUUGGAUAUUCACCGCCUUUAUUGUACUGCUCGGUCUAUUGUUCUCUGGCGUGACUGGUCUUACAUUGUUUGGACUUGGUGUUAUGUGGUUAGUCCUGAACGCAGCUGCAAUAUUCUUCUGCAUGUUCGUCAAGAUAAAGCUCAAUCACAAUCUCGAGAAAUGUAUGGCUCAAGUUAACAAACAUUUAUUAAGGCAUAAAAUAUUGCUUGGAUUGGACGACAGAGGGAAGAUCUCCUGCCAUAAAGUCAACCUAUGUUUUAUAUAUUUUGAUACUACGGAUUGCGUUAAAAAACUACAGGAAAUAAUAGAGAGGGAAGAACGCGAAGGCAGAGUAAUUGGUGGCGAUGAUGCAAGCGAUUUAAGUCGACAACGAGAAUUGCAACAGCGUAUGGACAUUGAUGAUAGUGACAUUGUUAUACAAGGCAGCACCACCACGAGAAUAUCUCGUAAACAGGGUAAAAACGAACAAGUAUUCUGCCGUUAUGUGCAACGUUGGGCGAAGGAUUACUUACGUCGACGUUUGGAUUGGACAGUUGACGAGGAGGGUGGAAAUCCUUCUUCGCCACGUCACUUAGCGUCCGCUCUGUGCCCUUGUCAAUAUAUAGAGGAAUGGUUACGUAAUAAACCACGCGUUCAGGGCAGAGACUUUUGUCCUAGGUGGAGUAGCUUUCUCAGAGACAGAGGCAUUUGAGAAAUGCGAUUGUUUCACAUGCUGCUUAUAAAAAGAUACUUGCGAUUUCAUAAUUACUCGUGGAUAAAAAAUGCAGAGGUUUUAUGAUUUAUUGAAUUUUCUCACAAAUGCACAUUACUGCAUAUAUAAGUAGCUUCCAAAGAAAACCAUUAUUUACUUUUAUCGAAUAACUUACGUCAUAAUUGUCUUUAUUUAAGACAAUUUUAUAUUUAAUAUACAUUUGUAAAAAGAUGCCAUGUUUUUAUUGAUACAUAAACAGCUAAAUGUACGGCACAAUAUACGAACGUGAAUGCAGCUUCUUAAUUUUAUUCAAAUAUUUGUUGCGUGUUACAAGAAUUUUAAAAGAAAUUUAUUCUUUUAAAUUUUGUUGAAACUGUCUUUUAUUAAUAUGCUUAUGAGCAUAGUGGUUACUCUGCAAUAUCCAUUAUUUGUAAUUGCUGUUUGUUAUAUUAUUUUGGGAAUUAUUGAUUUUAUAUGCGUUUAAUUUUAAAAUAUUUUGAAUGUACUUAACAUUUUAUCUAGAGAUAUCAAAGCUAACUGGUACAUAAUAAGUGAGAAUCAAGGAUUGAAAUUAAUAUAAUUAUAGAGCUAUAUAUAAAAUAGAGCUGGAUCGUUUUCAGAUCAAGACUCAUAUUUACAUUCCACAUUUAAUGCUAAAUGUGGCACUUAUAUAUUAUACACAAGAUAUUAUAUUUUUACAUAAGAUAAAGAUUACAUUCAUUUGUACUAUAUUUUGAAGAUCAUAUAUUGCUACAUUUAACGUUAAAAUCAAAUCGAAAGAUCUGUGGCUUACUUAAUCGAUAGAUAUAGAUAGCAAUGAAUAUAAUAAUUUCUAUUUUAUUUCAGCAUUCCAGUAAAUUGUUUCCUUUGGGAAGCAAAUGCAGUCACAAAAAUUUUUAGGAUUAUAUUUGUCAAGUCUUCUCUUUUAUUCCGAUAAGUAGUGGAUCAGUAUUUACUCUUUUAUCAAUAAUUAUUUCGUUUUCUAGUUAUAUUUUACAAUCUUGAUGAAAUAUAUUGUUAAAUACAUAAUGUUAUGAAAAACAAAUAUACCUGUAAAAUGGUGAACAAAUAAUUUUUAACUGAUAAUGAACAUAUAUUUUUUAUAACAACGAAAAAAUUUAUUCAGGUAAUAAAAAGUUAUUAGGGUCAGUCAAAUGAAGGCGAGACAGACUGUAUAACGAGCAUAGCGCGGACAUUGGUAACUCUUUUCUGUGUGUUUAUGGACGUGCCCUCUAUUGGGAAUUAGGGGAGAAAGGUGCGAAUGUUCACCGCUGUGUCAUUUGUUUGUUAGAUGUGCUCGAAGUGAGGUCAGCGCGUCAUGUGUGCGUCCGACAUCACUAUGGAGGUCGGGAAAGAAAAACAGCGAGGUGUAGUUUUUGACUGCGGAAGGGGUGUCAGGAAGUGCAAUUCAUGCCCAAAUGUCUGCUGUGUAUGGCGAACACAGUAUGUCACAUGCGCGUGUGUUUGCGUGGAAUAAACGAUGUACUCAAAUUAGUUCCCUCCUGACACUUUCCGCAGACAAAAACCGCACUACACCUCGCUGUUCUUCUUUCCCGACCUCCAUAGUGAUGUCGGACGCACACGCAACGUGUUGACCUCACUUCGAGCACAUCUAACAAACAGAGCCGUGAACAUUUGUGGCGUUCUCCCCUAAUUCCCAACAGAGGUCACAUCCAUAAACACACAGAAAAGGAUUACCAAUGUCCGCGCCAUGCUCGUUAUACAUACAAUUUGUCUUGUUUUCAUUUGACUGACCUUAAUAUUAUCGAGCAUAAUGGCAGUCAGACAUAUCAUUAUUAUAUAGAUUAUUUAUAAAUUGUACUAUAUUGAAGGAUAUUAUUGAUAAAAAUAUCAAGUCUCAAUAAUUAUAUAUAUGUAUAUAUAUAUAUUAAAAAUAUAUAACAAUGAAACUGAACUUGUAAGCUUAUGUUUCACCUUGGAACAUAAAUAUGUGAAUUUCUUAGCAGAAAAAAAUGGGAAAGAAACACGUUACUAUUUCGUGACUCAGGCGAAGGGUUCUAUUGAAUGAUGAUGGUGUGUGUUGACAGGAACGGGCGGAGUUGCUGUUGCUGAGGUAUGCGUCUCGAUGGGCACGUCACUUCGUGCGUCGCAGACUUGAUCUGGUUAUAGACUCGCAGGAACGUGAUAGAGGCGUUAUGGGUCUGUCUGUUCCACCGCGCCACUGUGUCUCCGCCCGUUGUCCUUGUCAAUUCAUUGAGGACCAUCUCAAAUACAAGCCGAAAGGCAAGUUGACGUUACGUAAAUUCUUUCUAAUGCC